Molecule: messenger RNA, 585 nt
Organism: Lingula anatina
Lineage: Eukaryota; Metazoa; Brachiopoda; Lingulata; Lingulida; Lingulidae
Source: RefSeq, a predicted model, not a curated record
AUGCAAAAGCAAGCAAAUAAAGUCGGUGCUGCUAUAACCAAGCUAAACAAAGCUGACAUGCAAAAGCGCCGUGAGAAUCUACGCCGCAUUCAAGAUCUGAGAGGGUGUGAAGGACAGCCCAUAGCAGUGGAAGGAGAUGGCAGAUAUAAUAACAGUCUGUUCAGUGGAGGGAACAAAACACUAUACCAGCCAGCCACUCAGACUGUAUACACCGUUGCAGAAAAUGUAACCAGCAAAAAAGACAUCAUUGGUGUUUACACCGGAAACAAGUUAUGCCACACAGCUCACCUGCUCAAAAGUAGAGGGGAAGAUGUAUCCUGUCCAGAGCACAGUGGUAUCUGCACGGCGAAUCUACGGGAAGACGACAGUAUUGGAGACGAGAAACGUGCCAUGCAGCAGAUCCUCGAGGAAAUUUCUGGAGAGGUCACAGUUGGUGCCUUGACCACUGAUGGUGAUAGCCGAGCCCACUCUGCAUGUGAUGAUGUCGAAAGUCUUCGGGACACGCGCCACUACAGUAAAGCUCUGAAAAAGCAAAUUGAAAAAGCUCCAUUUUCCGGUCAAGUUUUUCCAGGGAAAACAAAGUAG